Molecule: messenger RNA, 3093 nt
Organism: Closterium sp. Yama58-4
Lineage: Eukaryota; Viridiplantae; Streptophyta; Zygnematophyceae; Desmidiales; Closteriaceae
Source: the annotation of a GenBank genome assembly
AUGACUCACACGAUCACGCUCGGCAAGCGGAAGACGCACGGCAGCGGCGAGCGGCCUCGCCUCUUGCAAUUGCUGCUCCCGCCGCUGCUCCUCGUCGUCGCAACAGUCGCGGGGCUGUCGCACUGGAGCCUGUCGCGCGACAAAAGCGACUUCACGGUUCUCAACGGAAAGGCGCUGCUCAAAGCGUCGCAGAAAAUCGCGGAUUUGUGGAAAGCGAGCGGCGAGACCGGGGAAUUGAGUGGGUAUCUUGCAGAUGGUAGCGAAGACGCGCAUAUCGGGGACGGCGGGAGGGCGAGCGAGAUGGAUCUGUGGAGGUGCGCGGACGGCAGUGGGAGAAACGAAUGCGGCGAUGCCGCCGCACUGAUUCUUGCAGAGGCGCGCUGCAGAAGCGCGUGCAUGCAGUGUAGGGCCAUGCGGACUUCGCUUCACCACCACAUACUCACGCUCAUUCUCUUCUCAUCAGAUUCCCCCCCCCUCACACCCUUCCCUCACCCCCCUCGUUCCCUCUUCCCCCUCCCCCCCAUCCCUCUCCUCCCCCUUCUCUUUCGCAUCCCUUCUCCUCCCCCCGGUCCCGUCCUUCCCCUCUCCUCUCCCCCCCCCUCUCCCCACCUCCCCAGGGCUCUCUAUCGGAGCGCCCACAGCAGCAGCAGCGGAGGGGAUGGGGCGGAGGGGUGGGGAGUGAGCGGGGGGAACGGCGGGGUGUGGGUGCGCGACCUGCCUGUGCGCAGCGACGCGCUGAAGGCGCAACUGGCCUCCACGCCGCAGCAGCAGGUGGUGCUGCGGCCAUGCAGGGGCAGGUCUUCCUCCCGCUCCCUGCCUCCUCCCCUGCACCUCUUUCUCGCGCCCCACUCUGCUGCUGCUGAAUACCACACCCCACACGAUUCACCAGCACACAGAGCUGCAGCAGAGGCGGCGGAGGGCGAGGGAGAGGGAGCGGGUCUGUUCCUGGGGGGCCAGGGAGAAGGCAUGGGGGUGGCGAGGGUGGCGCAAGGGAGGGUGGAGGUGGAGGGGUGUGAGUACGAGCGGCGGGUGGACGAGUGUCUGGGCGCACUGCAGCCGUCGCCGUUUGUGGCGGCGCUGGUGCUCAAGGAGGACGUGCACCGCCUCGCCACCUCCACUGCCUUCUAUGUUGAUCCUCUCGGCCCCUCAGGCUGUGCGGGCUGCAGCGAGGAGUCGGAGUAUUCACCUCCCAUGUGCGCCAUGCGCCGCAUCGCCAUGACCUACCUGGCCGACCGUGCCGUCUCCUUCACCCUCGCCGCCCACUCGCCCGCCCACGUGCCGCAAAUCAUGGACUACUUUCCCCCCGCCCGCUCCCCGCUGCUGCUCAAAGCCACCCAAUCGCGCGUUGCCACGUCUGCAGGUGGGUUCAAUGCGGUGCCUCUAGCCGCAGGUGGGUUCAAUGCGGUGCCUCUAGCUGUGGGUGGGUUCAAUGCGGUGUCUUUAUCUGUGGGUGGGGGCGCUGGUCCACACCAGCGCCCUCCCCCCUCCUUCCCCCACUCCUCUCAUACCUCUCAUACCCCCACUCCUCUCAUACCCCCACUCCUCUCAUACCCCCACUCCUCUCAUACCCCCACUCCACUCCACUGCUCCCCCUCCCCUUCCCUUCCCCGCCUCCCACAGGUAUCGAAGCUCUUUUCUCUCAGCCUAGCAGCCGGGCUGGUGGCCGUCAAUAGCAGCGCCGUGGAGCCUCCUUUCCCUCUUCUCCCCCUUCCUGUUCCCACUGCCCCUCCUCUUCUCCCCUCACUUCUCCUUCCCACAGGUAUCCGACCUCUUCUCGCUGAGCCUAGCAGCUGUCCUGGUGGCGAUGAACAGCAGCGCUGUGGAGCCUUCUUCCCCAAUCUCUCUCUUGCCCCCCCACUCUCUCUCUUGCCCCUCUACUUCCUUCCUCAGGCAUCCGAGCUCUUCUCACUGAGUCUGGCAGCCGGGCUGGUGGCGGUGAACAGCAGCGCUCUCGAGCCGCGCUUCAUUGCCGCCCAGGCCGCCCGGCGGUUGCCGUCCUUCCACCUGCACGUGUCCGUGUGCGGGCGGCAUGAGAUCCGGCCAAUCACAAAGCAGAAGUGGUCCAUGUUCACCAUGGUGGAAGAGAAGCUCAAGCUAUUCAUCUGCACGGUACCCAAGGUGGCGGCCAACUCGUGGCUCAUGUGGCUGCGCGCCAUGCUGGGGCAGCCGCACCCGGAGGACCCGCUGCUGGCACUGGACGAUGACAGGGCGGGCUGGCACAUGUUGCACGUGCACUUCACCGAGAAGCAGGCCGUGCGGGCAAUGACGCGGCCGGACCUCUUCCGCUUCACGUUCGUGCGCAACCCCUUCUCACGAGUGCUCUCAGCAUACACCAACAAGCUCGUCGUCACCGACUCGCCCAACAAUAAGACGGGGCCGGGGUCCAGAGAGUACUGGAACAAUGCGUUUUUCCGGCUGAUUCGGUCGCAGUGGGAGGCGGUGAAGGGGGAGGACGACCUGGUGUCGUUCCCUGACUUUGUGAAGCUCGUGGGCCUCGUGUUCAAGGAGAGGCGCUGGAACAUGGACCGCCACAUCGCGCUGCAGAGGGACGUGUGCGCGCUGGGGCUGAUAAAGUACGACUUUGUGGGGCGGUUUGAGAAUCUGGAGGAGGAUGCCAAGUAUGUGGUGAACCGAUUCGGAGGCGACCAUCUCGACAUCUUCAACUUCGGCGUCAACGCGCACCAGACCCGCGCCGACGAGAAGUUAGUGAAGAUGUAUGAUAAAGAAACAUACGAGCGGGUGAAGAAGCUUUAUGCACUGGACCUGGAAAUUCCGUUCAACAACGUUUCACACACCAUCCCCAAGCCUCUCGGCAAGGGAAAGGGCCGCAGGGGUGGUGGAGGUGGCAGCGGAGGAGGUGGUGGUGGAGGCGGUGGAGGCGGUGGAGGUGGCGGUGGAGGCGGCGGAGGUGGCGGUGGCGGCGGGAGUGGUGGUGGGAGUGGGGGCGGUGGCGGCGGUGGCGGCAGCGGCGGGAGUGGCGGUGGUGGUGCUCGCGGUGGCAGUGGGAGUGGUGGCGGCGGUAGUGGCGGCGGAGGGAGUGGUGGCGGCACCAGCGGCAGUGGUGGUGGUCGGGCUGGAGCAGGUCAGCACUAG